UCUUAUCUUGUUGGAGGUAGCAUACGCGCAAAUUUAUUCUCUUAAUCGCGUGGCUUACUUUUGUCGGUAGUCUGCCGUUUAUGGCGUACAACUUACUUUUUCAUAUUUUUGAACAGAUUGCGAUGUAUCUAUACAGUUGGCAUAUAACCUAACAUCAAAUUAAGUAAAUGUGUUAUGUGCGGGGACCUAGUUUCAUCCGACAAAUUUGUAUGGAACGCGUGCUAACAAAAACUUGCCGUUGAGCUAGAAGUGCGUGGUUUCGUAUGUCUAUUUUCAACUAAUUUUCUCAUACGUUUAACGUCAACUUAAUUUCCUUUGGUCGUACGAUAAACACGUUGCCAGAGCGUGUUUCGAGUAGAUAAGCUCGCACGUUUCCUAACCUAAAACGCACACAGACACACGAGAAGAGGCCAGUGAGAAAGAGAAUAAAAAAAAAGCACGACGAAUUGCAGCAAAGGUUAUCUGUAAAUAUCAGCUGUGCAAUGUGCUGUGCAACUGAUCUGUCUUGUUCGUUAGGCCAAUUGAGGAAAAAGGAAGAAAAAAAUAACCGAGCGCCACACGCAGCGAAACUCGCAUGAGAAACGAUGACUGUUGUAGCAAGCUAAAGAAUAUUCGCGAGAGAAGAGCGCGUGAUGCGUUAAUUGCCAUUGAAGGCUCCCCGAAGUCGCAGAGAUUCAGACAAACAUACGCUUGAUAUAUACACAUUGCGGACUCUCCAAUCGCACUUUUUCAAUGAGAACGAGCGCCGGCGACGACAGAGCAGAAGCAGCAGAAGUAGCAGGCGACGAGCUGUCAAAAUCGCCGUCGACCACGACAAAUAUGCCCAGCCGUGCUGGCGAGACCUCGCGAUCGCGUGUUGUCUUCCUUGCCGCAGACGCCACUGCACGGGCAGGUGUGAUGUACAUGAACGCAGUGAAACUUCAGAGCUCAAACCUUGCCUGCCACCAACUAUACGAUUAUGUAGUAACGCAGCCUUAAUUAAAUUGCCGGAUCAUCCUUAAGAUGAAGUAACUUUCCCGUAGUUAAUUUUAUUUUAUCAUAGAACGAUUUAGAAACUUCGCCAAUGGAAGAUGCGAUAAGUUGCUCAACGAGGCUGUGUGUUGUAUUAGCGCAACGAAUAGAAAAAGAAGACGACGGAAGGCCAAAUUUCUCUGCCUCCUUUGUCACCUGUCGCGUGUGACGUUUCCCACGCAAGCGACUAGCGAGGGAUGAGCCAAGCGACGGGGCAACGCUAAAUUAGAGGGAUGAUUCACAAGAGCAAGAGUAUUCGAGUGGUUGAAAAAGGCGAGUAUCAGCGAGAAUCAGCAAGAUGGCAAUUGGCAGUGUAAUCUGUGGAGCUAAGACUCCCAAAACCAAACGAAAGAAAGUGAAGACAACGGAACGAAGUUGGAUCGAGGCUACCUUUCAAAAGCGAGAAUGCACGAAAUUCAUCCCCAGCUCGAAGGAUGUGGAACGGUUGCAAGAGGUUAAGGGCGAUAAGAGUGCGGAAUACGACGUGAUCACUGACUCAAGGUGCUGCUGCGGUCACUCGUAUACCCAUCACUGCGGCACGGGCGCCGACGUCGGGCUGCACCACAUCAGCGGAGGCGUCGCCGAUCGCGAGAGAGACGAGUGGUGCCCCGGCAAGAACACCAAGCAGAGCGCCACUGAUGCUUACGGCACCAUCGAAUUCCAGGGCUUACCGCAUCCCACCAAAGCGCAGUACGUAAGAUUGGCCCACGAUACGAAGCCCGAGCCCAUCGUCCAGCUGCUCUGCCGAGAAUGGAAUUUGGGUCUGCCGAAACUCCUCAUAACAGUUCACGGCGGACGCUCCAAUUUCGAGCUGCAGCCAGCGCUGAAGAAAGUUCUGCGCAAGGGACUGCUGAAGGCCGCCAAGACCACCGGGGCGUGGAUUUUCACCGGGGGAACCAACACCGGUGUAACGAGGCAAGUUGGAGACGCGCUGCUGUUAGAGAGAUCGCAGCGACAAGGACGCGUUGUGAGCAUCGGCAUUGCACCUUGGGGUAUCCUCGAGAAGAGCCACGAACUCGUUGGUCGCGGGAGAGAGGUUCCAUACGACUCGCUGGCCUCGCCCUGGUCCAAGUACGCGGUACUGAACAACCGACACGCUUUUUUCCUGCUGGUCGAUAACGGCACUGGAGGUCGAUAUGGCGCCGAAAUUGUGCUCAGACGGAAACUCGAGAAAUAUAUAUCAAAUUUAAAGCUGCAGCCAUACACGCACAGCAGUAUACCGGUAGUAGCAUUAGUCAUCGAAGGUGGCACAAAUACAGUUCGCUCUGUUUUGGAAUACGUGACGGACGAGCCACCUGUGCCCGUAGUCGUCUGCGACGGUUCCGGACGUGCCGCCGACAUCAUAGCUUUCAUGCACAAAUAUGCCUCCGAAAAUGAAAAUGACGAGGAAGAGGGACCACUCGAAAGUAUGCGAGAUCAUUUACUCGAAACCAUCAUGCGCACGUUCAAAGUCUCGUCCGAACAAGCCAACCAAUUGUAUUCGGAAUUGUUGCAAUGCGUGCGCCGAAAACACUUGAUAACCGUAUUCAGGAUAUCGCAGGAUCAACCGCAAGAGCUCGAUCAGACGAUCCUCACGGCGCUGUUCAAGUCGCAGCAAUUGACACCUGCGGAGCAGCUCUCGCUAGCUUUGAUUUGGAAUCGCGUGGACAUAGCUCGCAGUGAGAUCUUCGUCUACGGGCAGAAGUGGCCACCGGGUGCUCUCGAGCAGUCGAUGAUGCAGGCACUGCAACACGACCGCAUCGAUUUCGUCAAAUUGCUGCUCGAGAACGGCGUGUCCAUGCGCAAGUUUCUUUCGAUACCAAGGCUCGAGGAGCUCUACAACACCAAAGACGGUCCAUCCAACACCCUCGGCUAUAUACUUCGGGAUGUUCGUCCGCACAUCCCACGUGGCUACAUGUACACGCUGCACGACAUUGGCCUCGUGAUCAACAAACUGAUGGGUGGUGCCUAUCGGUCGCAGUACACGCGCAAGGAGUUUCGCUUCCUAUACACGCGCGUAAUGAAACGCUCGGGUGGCUUCCAGCAGCAUCACGCUCAUCGCAACAGCUGUGCCAUCGCGCUCAACAAUCGAUCGUUUUCCGGAUCGGCUGGCAAGUCCACCAUGAGCUUACUGGCCGAAACUAUACCUGCCACUCAGGACACUGCACUCUUCGAUUUCCCAUUCAACGAGCUACUCAUCUGGGCCGUACUCACGAAAAGACAGCAGAUGGCAUUGCUCAUGUGGCAACACGGUGAAGAAGCUUUGGCCAAGGCACUCGUGGCUCUCAAAUUGUACAAAGCGAUGGCACACGAAGCUGCCGAGGAUGACCUCGAGACCGAGGUUUACGACGAGCUCAAGGGAUACGGCAAAGAGUUCGAGAAUAUCGCUUUGGAAUUACUGGACUAUUGCUAUCGGCAAGACGACGAUCUGACGCAACAGUUGUUGACGUCAGAGCUGAAAAAUUGGUCUGGACAAACAUGCCUUUCGCUUGCAGUGACGGCCAAUCAUCGAGCUCUUCUCGCGCACCCCUGCAGUCAGAUUAUUUUGGCAGAUCUGUGGAUGGGUGGACUGCGUACUCGCAAAAGCACCAACUUCAAGGUGAUACUCGGACUAUUCUUUCCGGUUUACAUAACUUACCUCGAAUUCAAGAGCCGCGAAGAGCUGCAAUUGAUGCCGCAGACAGCCGAGGAGCAUCUUAUCGCGCUCGAGGACGAAAAUGAGGACAGUGAGUCAGAGCAAGGAACCCCAGCUGGACCAGACGUCGAGAAACAGCCGGUGUGCAGGAGCCUGAGUAUUCGCUACAAAGCCAGCAGCCAGCAAGGCGCCAAGGCUCUGAUCGGCAGCGAACACAGCGCAGCCGUGCCCAAGGAGACAAUCGUCCACGAGAAUGGCAAAGUGUUGACCGACAACGAUGAGGGCAAUCAUCGCUCGUACGGCAUGCUGUCCGACUAUUAUGACAAUAAGAACAGCCGACCGCUAAGACUGAAGAAGAAACUGUACGAGUUCUACACUGCACCUAUCGCCAAGUUUUGGGCCAAUGCUAUUGCCUACGUGCUGUUCCUGUUGCUGAUGUCCUACACAGUGGUAGUGCGCAUGGGCGACACGCCGUCGUGGGCCGAGUUCUACUCGAUCGCCUACAUCUGCACAAUGGGCUGCGAGAAGAUGAGGGAGAUCAUCACCUCGGAGCCCGUGGUAUUGUCGCACAAGUUCAGCGUCUGGGCGUGGAAUAUGUGGAAUCCUUGCGACGCCGCAGCCAUUAUAUUCUUCAUCGUUGGCCUUGUGCUGCGGCUACGACCUUCUACCUUCGACGUCGGCAGAUCUAUCUUCUGCAUCGACAUCAUGUAUUGGUAUCUCAGGAUGCUCAAUAUUUUGGGCGUCAAUAAGUAUCUUGGUCCUUUGGUUACGAUGAUGGGCAAGAUGGUCAAGAACAUGAUCUAUUUCGUCGUUCUUUUGCUGGUGGUAUUGAUGAGCUUCGGUGUUGCAAGACAAGCUAUACUACAUCCCAAUUUGGAGCCCAGUUGGACUAUUGUUAAAGAUGUGUUCAAAGAGCCUUAUUUCAUGCUGUACGGUGAGGUAUACGCUGACAAAAUCGAUCCCGAAUGCGAAUUGGACCCGAGCAUGGAGGCGUGCCUACCUGGAAGAUGGAUCACUCCAGCCGCGAUGGCAAUUUACUUAUUGGUGGCAAACAUCCUGCUGAUCAAUCUGCUCAUAGCCGUAUUUAACAACAUCUUCAUCGAAGUAAACGCUGUUGCACAUCAAGUCUGGAUGUUCCAGCGAUUCACCGUGGUUAUGGAGUACGAACAAAAACCAGUGCUACCGCCACCGCUUAUCGUCUUCUGUCACCUCUAUCUUUUGAUUAGAUAUCUGUGGAGGUACCUCACGCAAGGUCGUACGCAAUCAGGCGAAACGUCCGACAACGGGCUGAAGCUGUUCCUUGAGGCCGACGACAAGGAGCGUCUCUACGAUUUCGAAGAGGAUUGCGUCGAGGGCUACUUUCGCGAACAAGAAUUCAAGCUGCAAAUGUCCACCGAAGAAAGAGUCAAGGUCACCACCGAACGAGUCGAAAACAUGCAUCAAAAGAUCGAGGAUAUCGACAAGAAAGAGAGCAAUCAGUCAUCCACGCUCCAGACGGUGGAAUUCCGAAUGCGCAAGCUGGAGGAGCUGAACGAACAAACUCUGGCCCACUUGGGCGUAAUUCAUCGGUUCAUGGCGACGUACAUGCCAAGCAACGGAGGUGGUAACGCGGGCCCAAUACCCGAGAACUUCAGCACCGAGGGCAUACGCCACCUGGACGUUAUCGAUCUGGUGCGAACUCGACGGGUGUCCGAGCGCUCGGAAGCGGGCAUAUCCGAGGCGGAAUCGCACUCUCAGCUGCCCUGUAUUCCGCUGCGACGAAAGAAGCUAAUAAGAGCGAUGACCGACGCGGCGUACCUGGGCACAGGUGGCGGACUGCCGGCCCAGCCGCAAACCCACAUCGAGCAGGAGGAAGCUGCCGCUGCUCUGAAACACGCCGUCGCUGCGAUCAUCGAGUCCAAGGAAAACCUGAGCAGGAACGACUCGAGCGUCAGUGGCGAAGUUACUACGAUGCCGGACGAGUCUAAGGAAAACACUAGCCACGACGACAGCGAUGCCAAUAAAGCUACUGGAGAGGCGAGUGAUCAUACUGUAAAUUCUACUGAAAAUAAAUGGGAUCUCGGCGAUGACCGGUUCGAUUUUACUUUGCUUUAUUCGCAGACGAAAGAGACGAAGGCAGAAAAGUCAGACGAGCGUGACACGUCGGGCGAGGCGACGGCUACGUCGGAAUCACGACAGGACUCGGUGGAAAAGCCUAGUCGGCAGAAUAGUCGCACGCGUUCGGAAUCUUUGGUAGAGGAUGCAGCUGCGGCAGCAGCGAUCGCCGCUAGUAUGUCGGGGGUAGUUCCGUCGACGAGUUUCCAGCGCGGCGUCACAUGGGCCGAGCCACGAGUCGCCCACUUAAUCCAGUCUUCCGGCUCCAGCAACUCUCGCUCCCAUCUACUUACCAUGCGAGCCGAGUACACGAGCAUUACCGAUGAAUUGGAGAGCUAUUGUGGCUUGUUAAGUCCGCCUAGAACACCACCUAUGUCGCCCACGCCGAGGAACCGCGUCAGAAGUACUUCCGAGAGGAGCAAUCCUAAUCCCGUGGAGAUUGCUUGGGAAAUUGAGAACGAGCAUCUAAGAGAUGCCGAGGAGUGCGAUUAUCAGCAAAUGGAAGAUCUCAUUCAAAGACGAUAUCACGUGACGGACGAUGACGACGAUAAUAGUAGCCAUGAGGAACAAGCUGGGUAUAUUAAUACGAGUACAUUUUUCACGACAAACGAACUACAUCCACGUUUACGUCGCGCGUCGGCCAUCGACGAGGAUACAACCACACGACGACGCAUCCAUCGCUUGCCACCGGCAAUCAACGUUACCCGUGAAAUCGAACAAACGCUUGCCAGGCCAGCGGCUACGCGCGACUCUAACGAGUCCGAUCCCAACGACAAGGGUAUCAGUGUCGUGCCGGCGCCUGCAUCUGAAACCAUGUGCUAAUUUGUUUUUCAUUUCAAAGUCGCUUCAGUCAAUUUUAUUUUUGUAAAUAAUGCGUUAUCAUCAAUUACUCAACCGCAUUGGCAGUGCGAAAGAAACACUGACGUAUAUGAGAAGACACGUAGAAAAUAAGGGUUGGUAAUCCGCGUGAGAUUAGGUUAUUUUGGAUGACGUAUUUCAUCCACACGUUUUCACUGUAUUGUUGUGACGUGCGGUAAAACAAUCAACGGUGCUUCUCCUAAGACUGUCACCACGUGUUGCGCAAUUUUUACUCUCUUCCGUGCGAUGAUCAUGUAGGCGCUGUAAGAUAGAGUCAUUCAUUAAUGAAAAAAAGACUCUGAAAAUGGUACGAGGAAUCACAACGUUUAGUGACUUUAUAGGAUUCUUUCCAAUGAACAUGAAUGGUGUCGUUCAAACUUUUUGCAUUUGUUGGUAUGCCCACAAUAUAUAAAAUGCAAAUCUCAUUUCAAGAGUGCUUAUGAAAUAUAUAAUAGCUUGAUUGCAAAAAAAAUUGCGAAGUGUUAAAGCAUUUCAUUUUAACGUUAUCUGGGACUGUGCAACUGAAACUUCAUUUUCUUCUAAUUUAGAAAAUAUAGUUUUUAAAUAUUUUAGAGAUCCGGUUAAAAAACUUAGUAAAUUAAAUGAAUUUAGCGAUUUUUUCCUACAUAGUUUAAGUUUUAAAAUUAUUUACUCUUAAUCAUGCAUUAAUUUUAUUAGUUUAGAACAAUUUAGCAGAAUUGAUUUUAUUUUAUUGUCCAUUUAAUUUAUACGCUGCGUAGUUUACUUAUUUCGUUAGAAUAUUAUAUACAAUAGAAAUAUGAUCAAAUAUAAAUAUUAAGCAAUACUAUAACUGGAAAUUAUCAAAACGAAUGUCUACAGUAGUGAAAUGAUAUUUCCGGCUAUUUAUGUAACAACUUGUUAAUUUUUUGUAUUUUAUAAUUUUAUUUUUCCGAUUGUUAUAGUAAUAUCAACUAGUAGUUUCAUUUUUGACUAAAGCAAUUUUUAAUUUUACUUAUGGUUGAUUAAAUCAAUAUCAUCAUGAAUGACAAAUUUCACGUAUUACGUCCAAAAUAAUAAAGUAUAUUACACAUCGAAUUGUAUUCAUGUGAAGAAAAUAGUAGGAAAAAAUCAGAUAUUUUAUGCAAUAGCUCCAAGUAUGCUAUUUUUAGCUUUGUAUCUUAAUAAGCCUACUGUUAUCUACGAAAUUGAAUGUACGAAGUAAAAUAGAAUAGAUCUGUAUGCAAUUGUCUUGUGGCGAAUGUAGUUGUCCUGAAAACAUUAACACUCCGCAAAAUUUUCAACACUGUCCGAAAAAAGCUCAAUUGCGAAGUUUUGCAGGGCCAAAUAUUCGUCAAAGUCAUAUCACGCGAAUAUUAUCAAUUUAUUCCUUACGCAUAUAAAAUGGACUGCACCACAAAUCUGUGUUAAAAGAAAUUUAGUAUCAAUUUAUCCUGGGUGUCAACUAGACAGAAAAUUAUAUUCGAAAACAUUUUUAACUGCGUUUUUAUAAUGCAUUAAUCGUGAGUAAAUCAAUUAAUUACAUAUAUAUAUUAAUACAAUAUAUAUAUAGUAGUUUAUUAUCAUUUACAUAUAUUCAAUUAAAUUGAUUUAGAUACUUUUUUAUGUCCCUUGUAAAAAAUUUUAUUGUUUGUCAAUCUACGUUUCAUCAUCUGAUGUUUCCAAAUUGAAUAUAAUUUUUUCUCUAGCAGAUUAUCAAAUAAUUGUACAUACAUGGUAUUUGUUCGAUGGAAACGUAAAGGUUCAAGCUGGUCUGAACUCUUACUUGAAGAAUUAAUGAUGAUAUUUUAAUAAAAAUAUAUUUUAUUGAAUCAUCUAAUUCUGUGGAAUGAAAGCAGGAAAUCGAUAAAAUGUAAUAUUGCUUAUUACAUAUUUCAAUAAGCAAUGAGAACUUUGGAAUAUAUAGAUACAAUUACGACUAAACUUCAAUGAGAAAAAAUUAUAAAGAGCUAAGAUAACUGAGCUAAUUUUUGGUUUCAUACCUCGAAUAUUUUUGAAAAUCUGUAGAUAGAUUGGAUUUUGAAAGAAACUUUAUGCUGAAAAAGAUAAUUGUAAUGAAAUGCCUUCAGCAAUGAAAGAAUAUCGUCGAAAGACAUUAUAAUACGCAUAUUUUUCUGCUUUUAUUUCUCUAUAACUCAAAAAAUGGUUAAUUCUGAAGAUACCAAUACAAAUAAGUAUGCAAUAUCUGAAUUCUUCUCUGUCUAUAGUUAUUUUGAAUAAUGAAAGUUUAGUGGAGGAAAUUCAAGUGAAGGCCUAAAGAAAAUUAAUAAGUGUCAUAUCUUAUAAACUAUCUACAAACAAUCUACAAAGUGAAUAGACUAAAGAAGACAGAUUUCGUCAAAGUGAUUGUGAAUAUUUUUCCAUUGUUGUCGUAGUCUGUCUUCCACAAUAAGUGUUACUUACACGCUGUAUUCUGCUAUGUAUAAUCUAGUCAAUAAUCAAAUUUGCUGGAUAAUAAAACUGAAAUAUUUGUUUAAUUCAACGCGAUUGCUUCGGUAUUCUGGUAUAUUUUUUCUACUUUUUAUCUCGCUAAGGAAGAUCGAAAAGAAAAGUCUAACAUUACCUAAUUGUUUAAAAUUUUUUUAAUAAAGUCAAAGCUUAUUCUUUAUAUUUAAAAGAAUCUUUCACGGAAAAAUGACUAAAAAAUAUAUAAUUAACUCGUAGUUUGUCUGAAGAAAGAUUAUUGUAUAUUUAUAAUGUAAUUCGAUAUUUUAUUAUUUACAUUUUGAUGUGUAUUUACUGAUAAACGUAUAAUAUUCAUUAUUUUUAAAACAAGAUUAAAAUGAGGUAUAAUCUAAAUCAUCGGUUUGGGAAUGAUUUUAUUGAUACAUGUAAGAAGCAAUACAAGUGUAUGUACGUUAUGCCCGCUUAUAAUUAUACAAAAGAAAUGUUCAAUUAAAAGCAAUACUAGAGAAAUUUUAGUGCGAAUUGAUCUCGAAAAGUUGCGGCAUACCAAGGAUGUGUCAUUGAAAUUAUUUAUAUAACAGUUUGCUGUGAAAAGUGCUUAAUAAUUUUUUUGUGCUCUUCAAAACGCUAGCAUUGUUCAGAGAGCGAAUAUUCUUAGAUUUCAAUUAAGUAUACUUGGUAUAUUAAAAUUUCUAUGUUAACGAUUGAAAAAAUAGAGAUUGAUAAAAAAUAUGACUGAAUUGUACUUAUAGAGUGAUGAAUCUAAUAAACAACUGAAUUAAAAAGUCAUUUUAUUACUAAAUUUGUGCGAAUAAAAAAAUAAUAUAUUACUACAAUUAUUUGCAGAGUUCUCUGUUGUGAAGCUUUCAAGAGCCCGCACGAUGAUUUCGAUAUUAAAACUAAUAUUGUCGCCGAGAUUUAUACUCUCAAUUUGAAGAGACACGUAUAAUUCUAUUAAUCAUUUAUGUACAUGUUUUUUUUAUAAAUAGUUCUUUAACUACAACUCAGCUUAAAUGGAACUGAAUGUGUUAAAAAAAUUUACAAAUCAUUCAUACUAAGGUAUAACAUCAAUUUUUAGUAAUUCGAUACGAGUGAUACGAUAUUAGUUGUCAUAAAACAAUAUCUCAGAUGCUUUUACUUCUCAUUAUCGUGAAAUUCCCACUAAAAGAUUUUCGUGAUAAUGGUAAACUAUCUAUUGGCUUGAGCUCAAUUCUCUUGUAUAUAUAAAAAUGUAAGCGAACUCAAGAGAAAUUAUACGAAAAAUCUACUGAAAUAGUAUUAAAAGAACGUGGUUCGGUGAAAUUUUAUUGUAUACUCAAUGUUAAAUUGCAUGUAUACUGAGUAAGCUUUAAUGUUUUUGUGUAUUAAAUAUAUGAAGUUUAAUUUUUGCCCUGAAAAUGUACUUAUUGUCCAUAAUCAUUUGCUGAAAAUAAAGCUUAACGUAGGCAGUUGUGCAUAUAUAUGCUAAUUUCAAGACGAUAAAAUACGUAUGUUUCAUAAUAUAUCUAUUUUUAAAGCGAAAAGUACUGCCGUAUUUUUUUAUAUUACAUCACAAUUGUAUGAAAUAUACCAAAAUUGCAAUAAUUUUAUGACUAUAUUUUCUGCGUAAAUAGUGGAAUUGAACAGAAAAAAAAGAAAAAAAUAAUCUAGAAAGUACGUACAUGUGCACCACGCAAAAGACAACGAUAAUUUCAAGAAAUUUCACCAAAGCAUAUUCUGGAAUGACGACGUGAAAAGAUUGUUCGAAAUUUGCCCCUUAUGAAAUGCGGAAAUGGCAACUUAUUUUUUUAGUAAGAGACAAUACAAAAAAGAAAUGUAGUGCCACUGAAAUGUAUAAUAUUUGCACAAACAAAGCGUGCGCUCGAUGAGAAUGUCGGAAAACAUCUCGAACCCCUAUUCAUGU
Messenger RNA from Phymastichus coffea, 10865 nucleotides. RefSeq names its product transient receptor potential cation channel trpm (gene Trpm). Gene Ontology annotation, biological process: monoatomic cation transmembrane transport; protein tetramerization. Gene Ontology annotation, cellular component: membrane. NCBI's taxonomy places the organism in Eukaryota, Metazoa, Arthropoda, Insecta, Hymenoptera, Eulophidae. The record is from RefSeq and is a predicted model, not a curated record. Gene Ontology annotation, molecular function: monoatomic cation channel activity.